Cinclus cinclus is the source of this 1195-nucleotide messenger RNA. RefSeq names its product stromal cell derived factor 2 (gene SDF2). NCBI's taxonomy places the organism in Eukaryota, Metazoa, Chordata, Aves, Passeriformes, Cinclidae. The transcript is spliced from 3 exons. The coding region runs from base 1 to 663 and encodes 220 amino acids. The record is from RefSeq and is a predicted model, not a curated record.
AUGGAGGCGGCGGGGCGGCCGCCGCUGCUGCUCCCGCUGCUGCUCCCGCUGCUGGCGGCGGCGCUGGGCGCGGCGGGGCGCGGCGGCCCCGGGCCCGUCACCUGCGGUUCCGUGGUGAAGCUGCUCAACGUGCGGCACAACGUGCGGCUGCACUCGCACGAUGUGCGCUACGGCUCCGGCAGCGGGCAGCAGUCGGUGACCGGGGUGUCGGCGGCGGAUGACGGGAACAGCUACUGGCGGGUGCGGGGCCGCACGGCCGCCGUGUGCCGGCGGGGCACGCCCGUGCGGUGCGGGCAGGCCAUCCGCCUAACGCACCUGGGCACCGGCCGCAACCUGCACAGCCACCGCUUCACCUCGCCGCUCUCCGGGAACCAGGAGGUGAGUGCAUUCGGGGAGGCCGGCGAGGGUGACUACCUGGACGACUGGACAGUGGUGUGCAGUGGGACCUACUGGGUGCGGGACGACGAGGUGCGCUUCCAGCACACCUCCACCGACGUCUUCCUCUCCGUGACCGGGGAGCAGUACGGGCGGCCCAUCCACGGGCAGAAGGAGGUGCACGGCAUGGCCACCUCCAGCCAGAAUAACUACUGGAAGGUGAUGGAGGGCAUCUUCAUGCAGCCCAGCGAGGCCUUCCAAAUGGAGCAGUACCACGCUGAGUUGUGAGGGACAGACAGACUGAUGCUGAGCCUCUGGGUGCUGCCCUGCUGUGUUUGGGACUGCUGAGCACAGGAGAUGUCUGCUGUCCCCACCCUGGGACUGACACACACCACUGACACAGGGCCAGCGGCACAAAGCAGAUCCCAGUGUCCUGAAUUUCAUGUGGAGCAGAUUCCAUUGUCCCAAAUCUGACACUAAACAUGUCCUAGUGUCCAGACCUGACCCAAAGCAGCUCCCAACUUCUAAAACCACUACAAAGCAGAUCCCAGUGUCCAGGCCUGACCCACAACAGAGCCCAACAUCCUAGAUCGGCACCAAGCAGGUCCGAGCAUCCCAAAUUAGCACAAAGCCAAGCCCAGUAUCCAGGUCUGACCUAAAAUAAAUUCCCAAAUUCCCACAUUGUCCUUUUGCAGCCCACUCUGUCCAAGGACCUGCCCCCUUAAAGGACUGCUGUCCCUGGGAGCUGCACCCCUUGCUGUACCCCAAACUGCUCCUUGUGCCCUGCAAGGAGCUGGGGCCAUAAAAGUGCUGAACUGUC